Messenger RNA from Aspergillus tanneri, 951 nucleotides. RefSeq lists its product as uncharacterized. Bases 1 to 951 code for a protein of 316 amino acids. The record is from RefSeq and is a predicted model, not a curated record. The transcript is spliced from 4 exons. NCBI's taxonomy places the organism in Eukaryota, Fungi, Ascomycota, Eurotiomycetes, Eurotiales, Aspergillaceae.
AUGGCUUCUACUCCGAAUACUACCGUUAAUCUUCAGGAGAGUCAGCAGGGACCGACGCUGGGCGUCAUUACUACGUUCGUAGUGUUGGCAAUUCUGGCAAUGGGCUUGCGAUUAUCAUCGCGGCGGUUAAUGAAACUGCGCAUCGGACUAGAUGAUUAUCUAUGCAUUCUUGGCUUGUGUCUCUACGCGUAUCAAUUGGUUUAUGCUACCGCCAUCUUGUUCAUCAAGACCUCGAUCCUCGCCUACUACAAGCGCAUCUUCUCCGUUCGGCCAUUCCGAAUCACCGUUUACAUUGUUGGCGCCAUGACCCUCUCCUGGUGGAUUGCUGUGGUGUUUAUUUCCAUAUUUUCUUGCAAGCCCAUCCAUGGGUUCUGGGAUAAGUCCAUACAGCCCCGCUGCGUGAGCUCCAAAAAAUUCUACAUCGGCAACGCCGUGCCCAACAUUAUGACGGACGUGCUGAUCCUCGCCAUGCCAAUUCGAAUGGUCUGGAAUUUACAGGCAAGCAGAUCGCAAAAAAUCUCCCUGUCAUUUAUCUUUCUGCUGGGUUCAUUCGUUGUGAUCUGCAGCUGUGUCCGGCUCUCUGAGCAGUUCAAAGUGGACGAUCCAGAUUUUACCUGGGCUAUGAAUGGUACCGUCAUCUGGACCUCUCUCGAAGUGUCCUUCGGCAUUAUCUCGGCAUGUCUUCCAACCAUGCGUCCGCUGCUCAAGUGGGGCCUUCGAAAAUUCAACAUCUCAGUCAGCAGCAAAGGUACCGCAUCGGAGUCCACGCGAGUGUAUGGGGCCAAACAUGGCUUUGAGAGCCUAGCGUCUGGGGGCGCCCCAUACACCGGGAGUCUUGAGGCGGGGGUAUCUAGAGUUACCCCCGAGCUGGAACGCAAGGAUAUCCCACUGGGGAAGAUUUACGUCAAGAACGACGUGCAGGUGGGCAGCCAUGUUUGGGACGAUCGAUGA